Messenger RNA from Cyphellophora europaea CBS 101466, 1176 nucleotides. RefSeq lists its product as uncharacterized. Gene Ontology annotation, molecular function: catalytic activity. Bases 1 to 1176 code for a protein of 391 amino acids. The transcript has a single exon. The record is from RefSeq and is a predicted model, not a curated record. Lineage: Eukaryota; Fungi; Ascomycota; Eurotiomycetes; Chaetothyriales; Cyphellophoraceae.
AUGCCUUCCAAGCUGACUGUGGGCAUCGCCCAGGUCCAUACCCAGCAGACCACGGCAGAUACCCUGGACCUCCUCCGCAAGCACACAAGAAGCGCAGCCGCUAAAGGCAUCUCGAUAUUGCUCUUUCCCGAGGCUUUUCUUGGUGGUUACCCUCGGACAUGCAAUUUCGGCGCAGCCAUCGGUGCGCGAACCGACGAGGGGAGGAAUCAAUUUGUAAACUACUUCAAGAGCUGCAUCGACCUGGGCGAUACAGCUCGAGGAGAAGAAGAUGCUUGGUUGAAGAGGGAGCUUGAUGUGAACGAAGAGACUGGUCGACGUGGAGAUGGAACAAGGGAGUGUCUGGAAGAUGUGGCAAGAGAGACUGGAGUUUUCCUGGUGGUAGGGAUGGUGGAGAAAGCUGGUGGCAGCUUGUAUUGCACAGCAGUCUACGUGGACCCUGCUAAAGGCAUCGUCAGCAAAAGACGCAAGGUACAGCCGACGGGAUCAGAGCGUCUAGUCUGGGCUCAGGGCCAGCCAAGCAGCCUCAAAGCCGUGAGUGCCACCAUCAAGGGUGUCAAGGUCGUCAUGGGCACUGCUAUUUGCUGGGAGAACUAUAUGCCUUUGCUGAGGUACGCACUGUACGCUCAAGGCGUCAAUCUAUGGCUCGCGCCUACAGCCGACCCAAGAGCCACGUGGGAGCCACUGAUGAAGACUAUCGCCUGCGAACAGAGAUGUUGGGUCCUGUCCGCCAAUCAAUGUAUCAAGUCGCGGAAUCUGCCAGCAUGGAUUACCGGCAAGCAACAAGCUAGCUCCGAGGAGGCUGUGCUUAAUGGAUCAUCGCAUGGACCUUCGCAUGGACCCACCAGUCAUAGGAGAAGGUCAUCUGUGACGACCAAGACCGAUGAAAACCAUGAGAUUGCCUGGAGACCGAAAGGGGAGAUCAAAGAAGAAGGCGAGGCCGUCCAGAGCGACGGUGCUAGCGAGUUUGCAUCAUCGGGAGGGUCCUGCAUCGUCUCGCCGAUGGGCCAGACUGUGACCGGGCCCGUCUGGAACAAAGAAGAGGAGUUGCUCUAUGCCAAUAUCGAUUUUGACGACUGCGAAAGAGGCCGCUUCGACUUUGAUGCGACUGGCCAUUACGGUAGACUCGACGCUUUCAAGCUCACGGUCGAGGGUCUCGAUCUGACGCCUCCGCCAUGA